UGUCUGGGCAGGUAAUAAAAUGAUCUAGCGUCCUGGGCUGCAUCCAAUGCAGACCCUGGUCUGGAAGGAACCGGACGGCGAUGUAUAGACGUGGUGAUGACGUGAUGUCCUGAGAAUGACGGAGGAGCAGGUGAAAAGCACGAUGGAGGAGUUCCUACUCUCCCAUGGUUACCAAGUGGGCAAAACCAUCGGAGAAGGAACAUACUCCAAGGUCAAGGAAGCCUUUUCGAAAAAACACCAACGGAAAGUGGCUGUGAAGAUUAUAGACAAAAUGGGAGGACCAGAAGAGUUUAUUGAGAGAUUCCUGCCCAGGGAACUCCAGAUCGUCAAGCGCCUGGACCACAAGAACAUCAUCCGGGUGUACGAGAUGCUGGAGUCGACGGACGGGAAGAUCUACCUGGUGAUGGAGUUGGCUGAGGACGGUGACGUCUUUGACUGCGUCCUGCAAGGAGGGCCGCUGCCUGAAAGCCGCGCCAAAGCCCUCUUUCUUCAGCUGGUGGAGGCCAUCCGCUACUGCCACGGCUGUGGCGUGGCGCACCGUGACCUGAAAUGCGAGAAUGCCCUGCUUCAGGGCUUCAACCUGAAACUGACUGACUUUGGCUUUGCGAAGCUACUCCCCAAGAACCGGAAGGAGCUGAGCCAGACGUUUUGUGGAAGCACAGCCUACGCCGCCCCUGAAGUGUUGCAGGGGGUGCCCCACGACAGCCGGAAGGGGGACAUUUGGAGCAUGGGCGUAGUGCUGUACGUCAUGCUCUGCGCCAACCUGCCCUUCGACGACACAGACAUUCCAAAGAUGCUCUGCCACCAACAAAAAGGGGUCUCCAUCCCAGGACACUUGGGGAUUUCCGAGGAAUGCCAAGACCUCCUCAAAAGCCUGUUGGAGCCGGACAUGAUCCUCAGGCCUUCCAUCGAAGAAGUGAGUUGGCACCCGUGGCUGGCCAACUCCUGAGGGGAAAGGACCAUGACAAAACCCCUCCCCUAAUAAAAAAGGGGACAGGCUGUUUCCAAA
Molecule: messenger RNA, 1009 nt
Organism: Sceloporus undulatus (fence lizard)
Lineage: Eukaryota; Metazoa; Chordata; Lepidosauria; Squamata; Phrynosomatidae
Gene: TSSK3
Product: testis specific serine kinase 3
Exons: 2
Coding region: 116-949 (277 amino acids)
Biological process (GO): protein phosphorylation; intracellular signal transduction; microtubule cytoskeleton organization
Cellular component (GO): cytoplasm
Molecular function (GO): protein serine/threonine kinase activity; tau-protein kinase activity; ATP binding
Source: RefSeq, a predicted model, not a curated record